AAUGACUUCAUUUUUAAAAUAAAACAUCUUUUCUUCUUAAAACACUGAACAACCACCAUAGACUGGCCAGGUCAUUUAAUUAAACCAGCAAAUAUGCUUUUAGAUUGUACUUCUUAAGAGGUAUGUUUAUCAAAAUUUAAAUAAUUUUUAGGUUGUGAUAAUAGAUAGCUCACCUAAUCAUAAUA
Messenger RNA from Paramecium primaurelia, 185 nucleotides. The record is from the annotation of a GenBank genome assembly. NCBI's taxonomy places the organism in Eukaryota, Ciliophora, Oligohymenophorea, Peniculida, Parameciidae.